Molecule: messenger RNA, 1840 nt
Organism: Perognathus longimembris pacificus (Pacific pocket mouse)
Lineage: Eukaryota; Metazoa; Chordata; Mammalia; Rodentia; Heteromyidae
Gene: Tmem221
Product: transmembrane protein 221
Exons: 4
Coding region: 25-717 (230 amino acids)
Source: RefSeq, a predicted model, not a curated record
CUCGCGCCCUCUCGGAGCCCCGCCAUGGCUCGCGCUUACGGCGGCCGCGUGCUGGCCGCACUGACCCAGCUGGGCAUCCCUGCGGCCGUGCUGGCGGCGCUGGGCGCGCAGCUGCUGUUCCAGCUGCAGGCGGGGCGUGCGGAGCUGAGAGGGUCCCGGCGCGGGGCGCGGGGCGUGGGGCCGGGCGCGGGCCCCGGGCUGCCCGAGGACGCGGCGGGCGCGCUGCUGCCGCUGGCCGCCGCGCUGGCCGCGCUGGCGCUGGUGCUGGGCCUCACCUGCCUGCUGCUCACGGGCCUCUGCGGCCACAUAGGCGCCGAGCUGGCGCGGGGACCCGGCCCCGGCAGGUCUGAUUGGUUUUUCUAUGACUGCCGUGGGGUGAGGCAUGCGGCCUUGGGCCUAUUCUGCUGUGGCAUCUCUGUCUACUUGGCAGCGCUGUCCAUCUAUGCCCUGCUGCUGUUUGAGAUCGAGACAGGAGCCGCUGCAGCAUCUGUGCUGGGCUCAGGCGCUCUGGUCCUGGUGGCCAUGCUGACCUACCUUCUGCUUCGAGCUGCACGGGCCACCCGGUGUGGUCCCCACGAUCUGUCCCCAGCAUACUUAGAAGACGACCCUGCCCGUGCUGCCGAAGUCCCCAGGGCGGGCUCCAGGGCUCAGCUCCAGCAGGAUGAGGGAACCGGAGUCCCACAAGGGGCAGUGACACGGCAGGGGUCCCAGUUCUGAGCACCAGCGGCGGGACUCACACCUAGAGUCCCCCAUAAGACCCAUGAUGCUGAUGGAUGGCUCAACCUUGGACAUUCUGAUGCCUACCAUGGCCUGGGGACUGAACACGGACCCUUGUGUGCUGAGAUCAGAGAAGCCCAAGACAGGAGCAGGAUGUGGGGCAGGCCAUCAACUCCAGGCAUGCCGCCUCUCUGCCCCCUGCUUCCUUAUCUGUACAGUGAGAAAAGGGACCAACUCCCAGUCCUAAGCCAGAGACCUGGGUCUCCAUGGAAGCUGCCAGGGGGGCUGUAAAUGCUUGGUGCUCAAUUUGUGGCCACUGUCUCCAAGCUACCUGGCAGGCGCAGCAUCUCUGGUGACCUGGCCCCUUUUGGCUUGCACCACUGAAAUCCAGUCCCAGCCCACUCUCCCAUGUGCCGCAGACAAGUGGGUGCCAGGAGCUGGGGUCCCUGGGCACACGACUCUUGUGGAACCCCAGGUCCUGUGGAUCUUCACACAUGAAUUUCCUGGGGUGCACAGGUUUGGUACCAUUUGUACCCCAAAUGGAGAGCUAUCCCCAGAGGUCCCUCAGCCUGUGCCCCUGGGCCAUGCAGGGUCCCCAGGACCCAGGGUGCAGCAGAGAAAGGUCAGCUGCAGAUGGUAGAGGCCUGGGCUCACCCUCUGGGGAGAUAGCCCAACACUUCUGCUGGGCAGGCCUUGGUGGGUACUGCCUGGCUGCCACCUCCCAGAGCCUCUAGAAGCUGCACACAGUAGAAAGGGACAUGCACCACCACACCCAGAAUGGUGUCUGCCUCGGGCAUAUGUGGGUCGAGGCGGGAGGGCCACAGGUUCUGGACUAGCCUGGGCUGCAGUGCCACCCUGUUGCAAAACAAGGGUUUGUACUCUCACAUACCUGGUACUUUCUGCUCACAGCUGCUGUGGGGGCCGUGAGAUGGACACAAGUAAGAGGAAGCUUGGCACCGCCGACUCCAUCUAGUUGAGCCCAGAUGCUUCUCUCUGCAGAGUCUGGGAGGGGCAGGGCCAAGCAGUGCUCAGCACCAUCUUUGUGCGUGUGCAUGCUGUGGGGCUUGGAUUCGGGGCCAAGGCGCUGCCCUGAGCUCUUCAACUCAAGUGCUCUACCAACUCG